AUGAUUGUAUGUGUGAUAGCAUCUACUAUACCAGGAAUAUCAAUGAACCCGAUUAUUGAUAUUGCUCAAGAUACCCUUUUUUAG
Molecule: messenger RNA, 84 nt
Organism: Linum tenue
Lineage: Eukaryota; Viridiplantae; Streptophyta; Magnoliopsida; Malpighiales; Linaceae
Source: the annotation of a GenBank genome assembly